UGCCCGCCGACGCCGACGCCAGCGAAGGGCAGAGUGAGCCCUGCGCACGCCGAGCCGGGCGGCGCGGCCGCGGGCGGGGGCGGGGCCUGCGGCGCGAGCCCCGGGGCGCAGCGGAGGUACGAAGAAAACUUGCUUGAUGUCAUACAACCAGUAGUCAACCGAGUUGGGGCCUUGACUUCAGUUAGUCGGAUGCCAAAGCCUACCAUGCUCUGAAGCCAGGCAGGUGGCUCAAGAUGUGGUCUUUUGACCCCCUACAUCAGCAUCAUGGAAGAACAUGGAUUCCCAGGUCUUGACUAGGUCUCUCCAGUCAGAAUUACAAUGGAGCUGAGAUUCUGCCUGCUUAACAAGUUCCCCAGGUUGGAGAGAAGCCUGGCCCUGGCCAUCAGGAAUCUGAUGCUGACCUUGGCUGUCCUUACCUAUUGGGCAGAUGUACGCUGGGCCAAUGUCCUGGACCCAGCACAGAAAUUACAGCCUACUUGUGGAAGCCCGCAGCAGGCCAGAAAGGCUCCUGUCCAAGGCCAAACCAUCUUGCCAUUGUAUUAUUGCUCCAAACAGGAAGGGGCCUCUCCAAUUCUGACGGAAAAGCAGGCCAAGCAGCUCCUGAGAUCCCGACGGCAGGACAGGCCGAGCAAACCUGGGUUCCCUGACGAGCCCAUGCGGGAGUACAUGCAUCAUCUGCUCCGCCUGGAGCACCGGGCCGAGGAGCAGUUCCUGGAGCACUGGCUGAAUCCUCACUGCAAGCCCCACUGUGACAGGAACGUGGUCCAUCCCGUGUGAGGGUCUCGGGACCAGCCUCUGCAAGCAUUUUCACAAGCACCCACCUGGCUACUGUCGAAACAGGACGAGGCUCCUUCUUUCGUUUGUUUUUCAGUUGCGGAAAUGGAUGGGUUCAGACCUUGUGAGCUGUGGGCACAGCAGAGGUUGCUUUGGGGAUUGAUGGCAAAUAUAUACACGCUGCUUCAUUUUACUAACCUGUGUCAGCCACUAAAGCCAAUAGCUUAACGUAUAACGCCCCCCCCCCCCCCCCCCGCCAUGGUCUUCCUACAGGUUUGAUUGGGUGGGCAGAAGGGGGAGCUUCCCUGGGGCUGAUGAGCGGGCAGUUGGGGCAAGCUGCCCACCCUGACAACUCGAGGAAGUCUUGCACUGAGGAGUGAAGCUCACCAGGGGGUCGGUGGGGGGGACGGGCGCUGCGGAGCUG
Molecule: messenger RNA, 1198 nt
Organism: Prionailurus viverrinus (fishing cat)
Lineage: Eukaryota; Metazoa; Chordata; Mammalia; Carnivora; Felidae
Gene: CE1H17orf67
Product: chromosome E1 C17orf67 homolog
Exons: 6
Coding region: 319-777 (152 amino acids)
Source: RefSeq, a predicted model, not a curated record